Molecule: messenger RNA, 1155 nt
Organism: Aspergillus aculeatus ATCC 16872
Lineage: Eukaryota; Fungi; Ascomycota; Eurotiomycetes; Eurotiales; Aspergillaceae
Exons: 3
Coding region: 1-1155 (384 amino acids)
Source: RefSeq, a predicted model, not a curated record
AUGGAUUUCAAUUCCCGACUCGGUGAUGUGCGCCGACUGAGUGAGCAGGCCGUGCUAGACCAUAUCAACGAUUGCACUAGGUCCAGACAAUAUCCUGCACAGAAGCUCAGACGAUUAGGGAGCCUCUUGGAGGUUUCUGAGCAUGUCCUCGCCUGCCAAGCCUUCUUCCAAGGUUUUAUCUUUCCUGAGAAGGACGGCUUCACAGUGACAUGCUAUUUGGCCCGCGACCCUAAACCUUUCUAUGGGGUGAUGGUAACUAGGAAGAUGCCCGAUACAGGCGAAGAGGAGUGCAUCAUAGUCAUCGCCCCAAGCAAUGAACACAUGCAAAAAGAGGCUGCAGACUCCACCACUAAUCACAGCAACGACAAGUAUCGCACGACUCUUUCGUACAAAUUGUCCACGUCCACCGACCUCGAGGCCCUCGUACAGGAGCUGCGACCAUUGCGACGAUUCUGGCGCCUUCAUGCCGAGCAGUCCGCUACUUGGAAAGAGAUUAAGCGCAAGCACUUCCCCUCAUCUCUAACUGACACCACCAAACAGAAGAAGAGGGCUGUUCGGGCUAGAAGCAAAUGGUGGGAUACGCGUGGCCGGAGAGCCGUAAUGGCCGGGAUGGCCGCUCCCUAUGUACCGCUUGUCGCCCCCAUAGAAACCCACCACUUCGCCCUACUGGCUUGGUUCGUGCGUCUCCGGGCCUUAUUUCCUGCCUCUGACGGCUUUGUCUACUCCUUCUUCCAGUACGGCGUCGGCAAAGACCAGUCAGACGAGGAGGCAAGGAAGAGAUACAAGUGUAUUCGAAUCGGCAAGAAAAGGCCACUCGAUCUCGUUGCACAGCAGCAGGUCUGGUGCACCGAGGCUGAGGUGCUGUGUCAGACCGGUCGGCCGGCUUACCUCGCCACCAUCGAGCCCGCGUCGGGGGAACUCACGGUCUAUGAGAUUCCGGACCCGCUGGGGCCUUUUCUUCCUGUUCAGCGGUGCUUUCUGACUUCCUGUAACACAAGCAGUGUCUCGGAGCGGCUGCAUACACGCCUCUAUCUCAAGGAGGUCUUCAAUAAGAUCACCAGAGAUCGAGUUCGGUUUGUGGAGCCAGAGGUUGAGCCAGUUGGGAAGCGAGAACGCUAUGCCGCAAAGAUCAAGUCGCUGAUGGAGCUUUCAUAG